AUGGCUGAAGAACUAAAAAUUUCAAUCCCACAGGAGGCAAACUCACAUUUCUCAGGCGAAACUCAUGAGUGGCUAGCAUUCAUCAUCACUGAAGGGCAGAUCAAGACUGGUAACAACCAAAUGCAAGCGCCACAGAUUCCAAAGGUCCCACGUUUGCUUCGACAGAUUCAAUCAAACCAGAAAUGUUAUGACCCCUCUCUGGUCUCCAUUGGUCCUUAUCACCACGGAAAGCCUGAACUCAGGGAUAUGGAGAAGCUCAAGAUUACAUUUACGCGCAAGUUCGUUGAUGAUAGUGGAAUAUGCAUUGAAGACUUUUACUGCAAGGUGGCAGAGGUGGCAAUUGACGCUAGAAGAUGCUACGCUGAGGAUUCGACAGAUGAGUUUGAUGAUGAGAAAUUCACUCAGAUGAUGUUUCUUGAUGGUUGCUUCAUUCUCCAAUUUAUUUUCUGCCUCUUGCGCAGGCCUGAAGAUCUAAAGAUGCCUGGUCAUCAGGUAGUUCUGGUUAAAAGGGACUUGUUACUGCUAGAGAACCAACUCCCUUUCCAAGUCAUCUUGUCAUUGAUGAAUUUGAGGUUCGGAAAAGGAGAAGAAGGAGGAGGUAAUAAAUUGAUCAACGAUUUCAUCAGGCACAUUCGUGCACUUCCUCCUCCACAAGAGUCAUUCAAGGAAAUGAUAAAGAAGUUUGCUGGCAAAUGUAUUUGGAAACAACCUAAAAAAACGUGGGGACAUAAAGAAACAGAAGUGCCUCAUCCUGUCCAUCUCCUUGGACUUCUACAUACCGAUCACAUCAACAAAGAAGCCUGCAGCCAUUGUUCUACAAGAAGCAGUGACUGGUACUCAUACCGUUCUGCCAAGGACCUUAGAAAAGUGGGGAUUCGCUUCAGGCCAAACUGGACUAACGCUUACUCAGAUGUGGAGUUCAAAUCAUCAGUCCGUGGUAGCAAACUAAUACUUCCGCCAAUAACCAUAGAAGAGUCAUUCAAGUCCGUGCUCUUAAACUUGAUAGCGUAUGAAACAUGCUGUGAUGCAUCUGGUGAACUUUGGGUCACUUCUUACGCAUGCUUCGUGGAUUCGUUGAUUCAAGAUGUCGAAGACGUGAAGGUGCUGCAAUCAGAGGGUGUUCUCAAUAUAUUUGUUCGUGAACAGGAGGUCGCUGAUCUCUUCAAUCAGAUGUCUCGAAACCUGGUACCCAACCCGUACGCUUAUAGUGAUGUGAAAAGGCAAAUCGAACUGGACCGCAAGAGCAUCAUCAAGAAAUGGGUAGCUGAGUGGCUGCAUACCUAUUUUAGCAGUCCUUGGAGCUUUAUUGCACUUGUUGCUGCAACUUUUACCAUUGUAUUAACUGUCAUUCAGAGCUAUUUCGCUAUAUUCCCUCUCAAUAACAAUGGUAAUUGUGGCUAA
Populus nigra (black poplar) is the source of this 1401-nucleotide messenger RNA. Its product is annotated as UPF0481 protein At3g47200-like. The transcript has a single exon. The record is from RefSeq and is a predicted model, not a curated record. The coding region runs from base 1 to 1401 and encodes 466 amino acids. NCBI's taxonomy places the organism in Eukaryota, Viridiplantae, Streptophyta, Magnoliopsida, Malpighiales, Salicaceae.